Branchiostoma belcheri (Belcher's lancelet) is the source of this 3907-nucleotide messenger RNA. RefSeq names its product oxysterol-binding protein-related protein 2-like. The coding region runs from base 205 to 2205 and encodes 666 amino acids. Gene Ontology annotation, cellular component: cytosol; membrane; intracellular membrane-bounded organelle. NCBI's taxonomy places the organism in Eukaryota, Metazoa, Chordata, Leptocardii, Amphioxiformes, Branchiostomatidae. The record is from RefSeq and is a predicted model, not a curated record. Gene Ontology annotation, molecular function: protein binding; cholesterol binding. The transcript has 17 exons.
GCCAGUGCAGAUGAGAAUGAGUUCCGAGUGAAGUUUUUUGACAGCACAGUGCACCACUACAGCGUACCUCCGGAAACUUCCACACAGAUAUGCAGACAGAGAUGGGUGAAUGCCCUUACUGACCACAUAGCGUUCAGUAACCACUACACACAUCAGCCCCAGGUCAGCGAUGAUGAAGACCUGGAAAUACAACCACUGGGGAACAUGCAGAACGCACUACAGACAGCUCAUGCCCACCAACAAAUCCUGGAGAAGCAGAUUUCAGACAUGGCAGCUUUGCUGGAAGGGAUGGAGUUUAACAAGUCUACUGUCAUGCAAGGUUCCUCCGGACUGGUCACUCAGAAGAUGAACCAGCUGACAAACACUUCCAGGGACAUGUACUCUGCCAUGACCUACUGUCUGUCACUCAUCACACAACAGGAACAGGUACGGAAAGUCCGUCUGCAGCAGGAGAUAGAGAAGUCUCGUGUUCUACAGGACGCGCUGCACGCCCUCGCUACAGAACACCAUCAGCUGGAGACUAGUCUGUCCGUCUCACGUCCUCACACACUCCCAGGGUCAUUCUGUGACGCCAGUGAUGAUGAAUUCUAUGAUGCCUUUUCAGGAUCAGGAGGGUCUCCCAGGUCCUUUGUCAGCCUAGAGGAAGACAGCAGUUCCACAAGUAACAGUUCACAGUACGAGUCACUCAGACAUGCUCACAAACAUCAACAUCAGCAACAACAACAACAACUAGGAGGUGCUGCUCAGAUAGCCGAGAUGUCAGCCAGUGCAUCCAAAACUUACAGGAACUGUCUGCCUGCUCCUGCAUUUGACAAAGAUGACUUCAGUGUGUGGACUAUUCUCAAGCAGUGCAUUGGCAAGGAGCUGUCGAAGAUCACCAUGCCCGUGGUGUUUAAUGAGCCCCUGAGCUUCCUGCAGAGGUUAUGUGAGUACAUGGACUACUCCUACCUGCUGGACAAGGCCAGUGCUAGCGAGGAUUCUCUCGUCAGAUUGCAGUACGUGACAGCCUUUGCCGUGUCUGCAUGUUCCUCCAACGAACACAGACUGAGUAAACCGUUCAACCCUCUGCUGGGAGAAACAUAUGAACUGGACAGGCCAGACUUAGGAUUUAGAAUAGUAGCAGAACAGGUCAGCCACCACCCUCCUGUCAGUGCCUUCUACGCAGAGGGGAAACAAUGGCUGUUCCACGGCUCUGUUCAUCCCAAACUCAAGUUCUGGGGCAAGAGUGUGGAGAUCCAGCCUAAAGGGACAAUCACUGUAGAGCUACCAAGCCAUGGUGAGGUCUACACAUGGCAGAAUGUCAACAGCUGUGUUCAUAACAUCAUUGUGGGGAAACUGUGGAUAGAGCAGUAUGGAGAGAUGGAGGUGAAGAACCACAACACUGCCGAGAAAGUCAUCCUCAACUUCCGACCCAGCGGCUGGUUCGGCAAGGAGCUGCAUAAAAUAGACGGAUAUGUUUAUGACAAAGAGAAGAACAAGAGAAGAGCGCUGUACGGCAGGUGGACAGAGAACAUGUACAGUGUAGAUGUGGAUCUGUUUGAGGACAUGAGAAGGAAAGCCAAGGAGAAGAAGAAGGGUAGAAAAGAACCUUCCCCGUCUCCCACCAAGCUGUUCAGAAGAAAUGGUUCCUCCAGCAGCCCAGCUCAGGACAGUGUAGAUGGUGCGAUGGGUGUGGGAGAGGUGAGCCUGUUCCCAGUGUCUCCCUCUGAAGACCCAGACCAGCCCAGUCCGGAUGAUGAGCACAUGAAGGAGAUGUUAGAACAUCCUGACUCUGACCAACUGUGGCAGGUGUCGCCUCGCCCGGACCACUCUGAACAGGCAGAGUCUUCUGAAAACUAUCAACUUUGGCAGGCUGAAGCCAAAAGUGAGCAUGCUUCAAAGUACUUCCACUUCACCAACUUUGCCAUGACGCUGAAUGAGCUGAGUGAGGGAAUGGAUGAGAACCUCCCUUCCACCGACUGCAGGUUUCGCCCUGAUAUACGGCAUCUGGAGGAGGGAGACUUAGACAAAGCAGCCCAGGAGAAAAAUAGACUGGAAGAGAAGCAGAGAGCAGCCAGGAAACAGCGCAAUAAACAGAAGCAGCAGUGGACACCAAGAUGGUUCCAUCAAGGAACACACUCCCAGACCGGAGAGACAGGCUGGACCUACGCUGGAGGCUACUGGGAGAGGGAUUAUCAAUCUAAAGACUUACCAGACAUCUUCUGAUUAAAAUGUGAUGAACUUAUUCAUGAGAAGACAAGGCACUGCAGAUCCCAGCUCACUGCAUCAUAAUGUUGUUGUGAAGGUGCACAAGUAGUGAGUUACAGCAAUCAUAUUAAAAAGUUGUAAUUGUAGUAAGGUUUCCAGAAGGAAGAGUUCAUGGUAUAGAACUAGGUACAUGUACAUUGUAUUUAGAUGUAUGAAUAAGACUUUGAUCCAAUGCAAGGAAGAGUAUGGUACUGUGGUAAAUGAUCACCAGCAUGAAUAUUUAGCCAAAUAGGCACUCACUGGACUUGUUGGUCCAUGGAUUUUUGCAGGAGAUCAAAGAAAAGGGAGGGCAAAACUAUAACAACAACAGAAAAAAAAUGGGGUAACCUGUGGUCAUUGGAGCAGAACGCCUGUUCCAUUUGAGUCAAUGAAACAGAACGCAUGUUCCAUCUGGGGUCGUCCAUUUUGAUUUCCUGCAAAAAUUCAUGAACUAACAAAUUAAAUAGGUGUGGUGUAAUACUCUCACAUCAUGAUUGUAAUUAACAUCCAGGGGUAUAUAGAUAUAGACAUAAACAGUUUAGAACACGGCACAUGUGUCUUCCAGCAACAUGUAGAUAGCAUUUUAAUUGUAUUUUGUACAGUAGUAAGAUACUAGUACUUCUAUAGACUUGUAUAGACUUUAAAUGUUGUGUAAGUAAGAAAUAACUUAUUUGACACAUCACUAUCUUUGUUUUUGUCAAACAAACUAAAGAAAAGCUAUAUGUACAUGUAUGUAUGUUUCCAGCCUCAUAUUGGGCUGACACUGGUUUCAUGAUGGCACAGGUAUUUUCUAGUUGUGGAAGCAGAGACAAAAGUAGUAAAUAUCUAGCCUUCCAAAAUCAUAAAUGAAACAAAAAGUAGAAACAAAUGUAGAUCGUUUUCCCCCAAAUUAGUAUUUAAAGCCGUAUGGGAGAAUACUAGACAAAGAAGGUACUAACCAAAUGCAUUUCCUAAGAAAAUUCACCAUCAAGGGUAUGCCAUAUCUGUGGCAUAACUUAUAAUUUUAAAAGUAGAAAUGUUACAUAGAUCUAUUUCAUGGGAAAUAGCUUUACCAAUUUUUGUUGUUGUCAAAUGUAUGUGCAUAAUAAAACAAUAUGAAGCAUCUUCACUAACUUAAAGAUCUGAUUUAACUAAGCUUAAGACAUUUUGAGACUGUUCUUUUUUCAUACUUUUGUCAUACCAAAGAUUAUUAUUCUGUUGUUAAGGGAUUAUGGGGGCAAGAAUGCAAUUUUUUCCACCCACUAUAACCAGAGGACAGGAAAAAAUUAAAUAACCUGUUUGCACAUUCCAUCAUGCAAUUUUGCUUGUACAAUGUAUUUAUACUGAACGGUUUGCAAAGUUGUGUUUCUGUAUGGACUGUUUUCAUGUUGAAUUGUGCUUAUAAAUUUAAGUUUUUACUCAUAUUCAAGAUGUAUUUAAAGUGCAAUGUACACACAUUUCUCAUAUCAUCAUGAGAGGAAUUGUACAAGUUCCACAAUUAUUGCUAAAAAAAAGUUCUAUCAGGGAGGCAUUAAACGUAUGUAACGUAGAGCUUGCAUGGCAUAGACUACUAGUAGUACUGAGAUGGUGCAGCACAGAGCUAUGUGACUGUGUUAAAUCAAGAGAUUCCUCGUCAAGGGGAAAUUUGCUGUAGUCACAAUAGCAGGACACAAUGACAAAUCCAGUCAAGUCAAUGACUAUG